Molecule: messenger RNA, 6634 nt
Organism: Carassius auratus (goldfish)
Lineage: Eukaryota; Metazoa; Chordata; Actinopteri; Cypriniformes; Cyprinidae
Product: spermatid perinuclear RNA-binding protein-like
Exons: 19
Coding region: 296-2380 (694 amino acids)
Cellular component (GO): precatalytic spliceosome
Molecular function (GO): double-stranded RNA binding; single-stranded RNA binding
Source: RefSeq, a predicted model, not a curated record
AAAGCAGAUAGGGAGACCGCCGGAGAAAGAAACACUUGACUGGAGGUAUAUCGGUCCAGCGGGAGGAGUACGGACAACGAGACCACGGUCCAGAAACAACAGUGAGUCUGUGCUCUGUGAGAAGGUCUGGACAGGAGCGGGACGUGAGCGCUGACGGUUUGGUGCAGUCGGGCGCAGCAGGGGGGCAGAAAGGGGAGCGCAUGAGGAGAGGGCGUCCCGAGACCCCCGUCUCCACACUCCGCGCUCUCAAACACACGUUCACGGACACACCGCGCCUUGCAAUCCUCCAGCCGCCAUGAGGUCCAUUCGGUCGUUCGGGAACGAUGACCGUCACGUCAUGGCCAAGCACUCCACCAUCUACCCUUCCUCCGAGGCCCUGGAGGCGGUGCAGAGCCUCGUCUCCACCGUGGAGCGCGCCCUGAAACACGUCUCUGAUUGGAUGGACCAAACUCAAGCCAGCCAAUCAAAUCAACCAGAUUCAUCCAGCACACAGGAGGACGGGACGGAGGCCAGCGCGGACGAAUCACCAGAAGGCAGCACAAACGAGGACAGCAGCUGUAGUGGGGGUCCCAGUGAAGGACGGGUGUUGUGCGGCGUCAUGAGGAUCGGUCUGGUGGCCAAAGGCCUCCUGAUUAAAGAUGACAUGGAUCUGGAGCUGGUGCUCAUGUGCCGAGAGAAGCCCACCGAGACUCUGCUGUGCACUGUCUGUGACAACCUCCCGCAGCAGAUCGAGAAGUUGACAGAGGAGAAGUAUGAGGUACAGAGCUCUAUUCCAGAUGCCGCCAUCUUGGUCCGCACCACAACAGACCCCAAACUCACUCUGAAGGUGACGCUCACCUCCCCACGGAUGCAAGAUGAUGGUGAGACGGAGGAGCAAGAGAGCGUUGAGUCGAGCGAGCCGGCGGACCUGUUGGAUAGACAGAGGUGCCUGGUGGCGUUGGCCUCUCUGCGACAUGCCAAAUGGUUCCAGGCUAGAGUUAACGGGCUAAAGUCGUGCGUGAUCGUCUUGCGAAUACUGAGAGACAUGUGCACUAGAGUCCCUGCGUGGGAGCCUCUGAAAGGAUGGCCUUUGGAGUUGAUAUGUGAGAAGGCCAUCGCCACGUGUAACAGACCUCUGGGAGCAGGAGAGGCUCUGCGGAGGGUCAUGGAGUGUCUCGCCUCUGGCAUACUGCUUCCAGGUGGACCAGGCCUGCAUGAUCCCUGUGAGAAGGAGCCGACGAACACCUUGUCGUCCAUGACAGAUGAGGAGGCAGAGGCCAUCACAUACAACGCACAGCAUGCUCUGCGGCUCAUGGCCUUUGGGCAGAUCUAUAAGGUCUUAGAGAUGGACGCUCUUCCCUCAAGUAAACCUUCACAGAAAUUCCCCUGGUCGGAUAAAGAAGGUCUAGGGCUGAAGAGACCUUAUGAAGAUGGUCUGCUGGAUGACAAAGACCUCAUCAAGAAGAUGAAACGCAACCUGAGAAAAGCAGUCCUUGACAGUAAAGCAAUAGACUCGAAUCAGCCCAUGAACGCUCUGAUGCGCUUGAACCAGAUCCGGCCGGGGCUGCAGUAUAAACUGCUGUCUCAGUCAGGUCCGGUUCACGCCCCCGUCUUCACCAUGUCUGUAGACGUCGACGGCACUGUUUACGAAGCCUCUGGCUCCUCGAAGAAGACCGCCAAGCUGCACGUGGCUGUGAAGGUGCUACAGGCGAUGGGUUACCCCACAGGCUUCGACACAGACCUGGACUCCAUGAGUGCAGACGAGAAGUCGGACGGGGAGGGCAAGAGCGAAACGUCCACACACUCAAGCAAUAACACAUCACACUCCUCAGACAGCUCCAACACAUUGGAGGUGCGAACUCAGGGUCCUAUUUUGACGGCCAGCGGGAAGAACCCAGUCAUGGAGCUGAAUGAGAAACGCCGCGGGCUGAAGUACGAGCUCAUCUCAGAGAGCGGAGGAAGUCACGACAAACGCUUCGUCAUGGAGGUGGAAGUGGACGGGCAGAAGUUCCGUGGCGCAGGACCCAAUAAGAAAGUAGCCAAAGCCAGCGCUGCCCUCGCGGCUCUAGAAAAACUCUUCUCCGGGCCUAAUGCUGCUGGCAACAAGAAGAAGAAAAUAAUCCCUCAGAGUAAAGGGGCAUUAGCUGCUGCUGUGUCUGCGGUGGCGGUCCAGGCAGCACGAGGGCGAGGAAGACCCACCCUCACGCGAGGAGCCUUCGUCAGCGCUGCGGCAGCACCUGGAUACGUCACACCAGGCUUCGGAGCCCCGUACGGGUACAGCGCAGCGGCCGCCACUCCUGCAUACGGUGGUCUUUUCAUUGACAAUCCCUUUUACCAGCCGCGGACCAUCGCUCCUUUUUUUAUUCACUUGGGUCCUCAAGAUCUCUUCUCUGACUUCUAGAACCAUCAGGUUGUGUGGCUCUAAACUGUCGUACCACUCCAGGCUUGACCAGGCUGUCUCCACUACACAGAAACAGCCCAAACUUCAUACACUCUCCACCAAAACCCAUCCAUACCCAACCUAAGGAUCCAAAAACGCACCAAUCUUACAAAAGCAAUACUCUAUUUGACUUGCUCGUCCCGAAAACCGACUGGGGACUUCGGUUCCUUCUUAUAUAGCAAUACACUUGAACUCUUUUGGGCUUUAAGCUUACUUGAGAUGUGAAAUGUUCGGUUGAGUCUUACUCAAACUUGGCAUUGCAAUAUAGUCAUUUUCAUUGUAUAUUCACCACAUGUGUAUUUGUGGCUAUAUUAUAAAUACAUGCAUAUAUAUGUAUGGUCUAUGGCACUAUAAAUAUAUAUGUGUAGAUAUACCUAUGUACUUAUGUAUAUUUAUAUACAGUAUAUAUACAUAUACAUAUUAUUGGUAUUGAUUAUUUUAGAAUUGCAAAGUGAUAUAUAACCAUUAUACUAAGAUAUAACUUUCUUCCAGUUUUAUAUAUACAGUAUGAGCAUAUAUAUAUAUAUAUAUAUAUAUAUUCCAAGCAAUUUAAUCUCGUAAAUUAUUCUUGUGAACAUGCAAUAUGAAAGCCCUUUUCUUAAUCUACCUGUAGUAGAUUAGUAAUGCUUCCUUCUCUCCGACUCGAGCAGCUUCGCCGUGUCUUUUCGGCAGAUCUGUGCGAGUGCUCGCGUCUGUUUUUUGCUCAGUCGACCAAAGUCUGGCGUUCUGGUUGGGUUAAGAGGUCAUCCUCCAAACAUCUGGCCACUGUGCCGCCUACAUCCGCACCUCACAGACGUUCACACAGGUCUUUCAAAAGCACAUCCGACGGCAGAUUUGUUUACACUUUCUGCCCGUUGACAGAGGUGCAUACUCGUACACGUAAUCGCGGUAUGAGGGGCAGCUAAUGUGACCCGGUCACUCAUCAAUUUCCCCUGCAAAAGCACAGGUGACUCUCUUUAAUAUGGCAUACAUGUAAAUGGCCCUUCAUUUGCCUUUCCAUUCAUUUGUCAUUAUUAUCAGGCCUGUUUCACAUGCACACAAAAGUGGUGCAUAAUUGGACAUAUUUAUUUUAGUGCACAUGUUGCAACAUUCGCAUUGAGCAUGAGCUUGCAUUGCAGAAACAUAGCUGCAAGUAUCUGUGCUGUGCCUCUUCUUGCCGAAAAUGUGCUUUGAACACAGUAGUUUGCAUUAAAUGUACACUUUAUACACUGAAAGUAGUUUUCUAUUCAGUAAAUCUGCCUGAAUCAAGAUCAUUGAAGUAGUUUAUAACUUAGCUUUGGGUUUAGGCUCAGUUCUGUGUAGGUUAAUUUAGAUUCGGAUGCAAAUGUGAUGUGAUCCUUGAAAAUUUUCAUGAUGAGUUAAUAAUUCUCAGUGGCUAGCACCCAAUAAGUAUUUAAUAAUUUUUGGUUGAUAUAAAAAAAAAAAUGCAGUGUAGGAACGCAGAAAUCACUAUUUUCUGGUUCAAACUGCAGUUUAGCAGAAACUGUCAUUGUGAAAGUGCAAUACGUUUUCCCGCCGCGCACACGUGUGUUGUGAAACAGGCCUGUUGAUGCAGCAGCGUCUGGUCGCGCAUUACCUUUGUGUUUUUCCUCAGUGGGUCUGUUGUAGCGCAACUUUAGGCUAUCUAAUUAAUACCAGCACUAAAAGAACUCCCGCAUAUAAACCACAGCAGUCUUGAAAAUAAGCUUGAUAUUAUUUUCGCUGUGCUAUAUUUGGACUUGAAGCUAUUUGAAGAAGCAUCAUACCAUCAGGAUUGUAUAACUAUAGUCUGAUUCUAAAUGCAUAUAGUCUAGUUAUGAAAGUAAUUCUUAUAUCAAAAUGUCCUUCUUAUUACCUCCUCAUGUAAGAAUAGAUGAUUCAAACAAUAUCACUAGUAAUGUAUUGAUGUUUGUAUGUCAAAAUACUUUUGAUGUUACUGUGCAUUCAAUAACCAAUGGAAUGUUACAAUUUCUCACCGAAGCCCAAAUGUAAAAGGCCCAAAAAUGUCACAAAAAUAGGACACGACUGACAUACUUCACCACCCAGCUAUACUGAAUGUGUCCCCAUGUAUUUAGUCAUAUUUUAGCUGUUGUGUUUGAAUGUGAAAUAUUGUAGCUCUCAAAUAGGAAAAGAUGGGACAUUAUCACAGAAAUACUACAGAAUAGUACUAGUUUAAUAGUAAUAGUUCAGUGAUAGUUUAAUAAAAGCAAUAGUACAACAUGCAUUAUAUAAUAGUAUCAGUUUACAUUUCCUGACAUUUUCUUUAAGUGGAAUAUUUUUCAAAAUAAAUUCAUUUUUCUGUUCCCCAACCAGACGAGACUUCAGUCACUUUUGAAUUAGAGCUGGUAAGUCUUGUAUGGGUAAGUUUUGUGUGGAAGUGCAAUAGAGAGAAAAGCACAUCAAAAGACCCUGCAAUGACACAACAUUAGAUGGCCUUUAUUUCUCUUUGAGCUUUUAUGAAUGAUCGUCAAACACACAAGCCCCUUUCCACGAUGCCACAGCAGCAUUACACAGUUCUGGGGGUUAACGCUAUUAAUGUUAUAUUGUGUUCGGAAAACACAGGGCUUACAAAGUGUAGCAGGGAAUGUUUUAAUUUCUACAUAACAGCGAUUCAAAAUCUUCAAAAUUAUUUGUUUAAUUAGUUUGCAGAACAUAAAACCCUUGAUGGGUGAGAAGUCAACAUGAAAUCAAAAUUGACCUUCUUAAUACACAUUUUAUUGGCAUACAUACAUGGCAUAUAUAUAUAUACACAUAUACACACAAUAUUUUCAGCUAACUGUAACAAAUGCGUUCGCAAUGACUUUUAGCGGAUGUCAACAAUUUAUCAGUGCAUCUCGUCUAAUUAUUCUAAUCCAUUUAAUUCUUGAUGUUUUUCACUUGGAAAUACACAAUAUUUAUGUAACGUUUACAGAAGUGAGUUGCAAAUGCCAUUUCAUGUUGACCAAGAUUACCUCGUUAUGAUUUCUCUCACGUGCUGCAAAAUAUUCCAUAUUUCAAAGCAAUGUCUCAUAGUGAGUGAAGAUAAUACAGGAAUGUUUCAUUAAUUCAAAUCAAAUGUAAAAAGCCAUAUAGUUUCUUAAUGAACACCAGACGUAGCUGCAUUAUUUUGCUGCACUGCUUAAAGCAUCAGAAUAGUCUCCUGAACUAAAAAUACUGUACGUCUCUCUUCAUGCCAGCCUGCUUCCCCAGGUGCCAUCGACAGCCAGAUGGCCUUCAUAAAUCUGUUGUGAGGACUCAUAUUUUAGUUCAGUUUAAGUUUUAAUUCUGCUCAUCAAAGUCUAGCGGAGCUCAUCAGCUGUGUUUGAAUCUCAGUGGUCUAUCGUAGAGAGAAGACAUUUGCACAGCUGCAUCUCCUGUCAAAUUAAGUGUGGAGGUGACGUUUGAAAUCAAAUUACAAUAAAAGAGCCAGAGAGGCUUCGGAUCUGACUGAAAUAAACCGGGCUUGGUUUUCUUGGAGCCAACAAAAGUUUGUUUUAUUUUCGAUAGUUUGGAGGCUCAUGUAUUAUGUCACAGUUUGUGGGCGGAGCCUCGCUAUCUUGCACAAGAUUGUAGACCACUUCCCUAAGCUCUACUCAGGUGGAUGUCAAAUAUAUCUUUAGAUACAACAUCCGCUUCUGCUAUUUUAGCACUCAUAGAUUAAUGUGUAAGACCCAGGAGGCAGCAGUUAGACAUCUAGAAACUAAGGUGCUCACCUGAGCGUCACAGGUUCAGGUCCCUAAUAUCUUCUACAUGAAUCCAGAUGCAUCUUUUUCUCCACGUUUUGGGGCGAAAACUGAGCUUUUGAAGAUGCUCUCCAAGUGCUUGUUUUAGCAUUGUAGUGUGGACUGUGAAAACCGACAACGAAGCAUGUUUAGUCAUGUGACGCAUAUUUUAAACCUAGAUUAAAGGCUUAAACAUACAUUUGCCUGUUAUGUGCUGUUCACUUCACAGUGUUGCUAAAGGUAAAUGUUCAAUGCACAAUCUUAAUAUUACAUUCCCACAAAAAUGACAAAAAAUUACUCCUAGUUUCUGUGCUUUGGCAAAAUAUGAGGACAGUCGGGUUUCAGACCAAACAAAUCAUGGUGAUUGAGUGUGACCUGAAGCACCAGUAAGUGGUGGAGUGUUUUUGCAAAUAAAAUGAUUCUAGGGUUAAUGGCAUUUUUUAAUUUAUUUUAGACUCACUUUGCAACAGAAUGAUGACCAUUAGAUUUAGUUCUAAUGAGACAUUUUCCCACAAAUAAACGCUGAUGUUAAAUU